Messenger RNA from Synchiropus splendidus (mandarinfish), 3066 nucleotides. Its product is annotated as max-interacting protein 1-like. The transcript is spliced from 6 exons. Gene Ontology annotation, biological process: regulation of transcription by RNA polymerase II. Bases 96 to 863 code for a protein of 255 amino acids. Gene Ontology annotation, molecular function: protein dimerization activity; RNA polymerase II cis-regulatory region sequence-specific DNA binding; DNA-binding transcription factor activity, RNA polymerase II-specific. Lineage: Eukaryota; Metazoa; Chordata; Actinopteri; Syngnathiformes; Callionymidae. The record is from RefSeq and is a predicted model, not a curated record.
UUCCACCCAGCCAGUCAUCCGCUCACUGCUCAGGACAGCUCGGCUCUUCUCUUCUUUCUUUCUUUCUUUUUUUUCUACACCCAAACCUUCCGAAAAUGGUGAAGUACGUGCAGCAGUGCAGGGAGCUGAAGCCGGAGGAAGCGCUGUCGGAGUCGGACUCGUCCCUGGACCACUAUUCCCUCUUAUACUCCAAGUGUUCCGCAAUGGACCACAUCGACACUUUCAUGAAGAACGUCCAGGUUCUGCUCGAUGCAGCGAAUUAUAUUGAGAACGUGGAGAAGAGCAGCGGAAAGUGCGAGCAUGGAUAUGCGUCAUCACUACCUGCCAUGCAGACGACGCACCAACUUAAACAACGUAAAUUCAAGAGCAGGAAAUUGGAAAGCUUCCACAAUAGGUCUGCACAUAACGAAUUGGAAAAGAAUAGACGAGCUCAUCUCCGCCUGUGUUUGGAAAGGUUGAAGUCCCUCAUCCCGCUGGGACCAGACUGCAGUCGCCACACCACACUGGGACUUCUCAACAAGGCCAAAGCACAUAUUAAGAAACUUGAAGAGGUGGACAGAAGGAGUCAGCACCAGCUGGACACGCUGGAAAGGGAGCAGAGGCACCUGCAGAGGCAGCUGGCUCAGCUGCAGCCUCUGGGCGAGCGGGUGCGAAUGGAGAGCGUGGGCUCACCAGAGGACUGUUCAGAGUCGGACAGAGAGGAGAUAGAAGUGGAUGUAGAAAGCACCGAGUUCUCCCAUGGAGAGAUGGACAGUGUCAGUACCAGCUGUGCCAGCGACCUGGACGACCACAGCAGCCGGCAGAGCUCGGCCAGCGACGAGGGCUACUCCACCUGCAGCCUGAAGCUGGCCUUCUCCGCCUGAAAACACCAGCUUGUACCUUUCAAUCCAGCUUCCAAUCUCGAAAAUUCCACGUCUCCAUUUUCCUGGUUCCGAUGGACGAGAGGCUGAGCCGAACACUGGACUCCUUAGUUGAUCUGUUGAGCUUCUUCAUCGAGAGUCGGACCCCAGCACUUCAGCACAGUAGCCUGGAUCAUUCCCUGUUAGCCUCCAGCACAGCCCCCACACGUUAGCAUCCACGAAUGACUUCGCCGUCAAUUCGUCGUCGCUGCUUUUGAGUGUAUCUUCUGAGGAGUCCAGAAUUCUGAUCGGCCCGUCCGUCUGAACCCGAACAGAACCAGCCUCAAACCUUCCGAAAUCCUCCAGCCUUAACUCUGACUCAUUCCACUCUCAUACUGAAACGGCAAUAUUCUCUUCUGAAGCUGAAGUUUGAACCCACAAUCACGUCGGUGGCCCGUCCUCGCAGGACCCCCCACAACCUUCAAUCAAGUCCUGUCUUGUAUACCAGCAGAAGUACCAGCUUCAAGCUCACCGUUGGCAGUUUUCUCCAUUAGACUCGUGAAAAUUCGCCCUUUUGCGUCAAGCGCUUUCACGUCCACGCUCGUCACGGCGAGAAUCUCCGCAUUCCAACAAAUAUUUACGACACACCUUGCGCUUUGAGACGCACAGCUAUCAACCCACGUGUCGUCCUCGCUCCCGUCCAAACGGGUGGUUCGACCCACCCUCGCAAUUCUAAUUUAUUUUGCAUAUUAUAAUAUUUAUUUUUGGUAUAUUUAAUUGUACUGUAGCUAGAUCUUGGUCAUGCUUGAAUGAAAAAACGUCGACAAAAACAAAAUCCCGAACAGCUUUUUUUCAAUUCCAGACAGUGAUAAGCUACCACACACUUGUCCAAGCACAAGGCUUUAAGCAAUAACGCAUUUACUUUUGUCGUAUCUUCCACUCAGCUGUGAUCUACGGCGGCGGGCUGGAGCCACAGACGGGAAAAAGAUGGACGCUUUGGUUGCUUUUUAAAUACCGCAUUCCAACCAGACCACUAAGCUGACUCUGUUUCAUGAAGCUUCAUUAAAAACAGUGCCCUUAUCAGAGCACACUAGGUGGCACUGUCUGUUCUGUAGUCGUUGAACAACUAUUUUAAUGAAACUUUGCAUCAUUUUUGAGCCAAGAGCGCCACCUCCUGAGCUCAGAAAAUGAGGUUUUGUGAAGCUUCAGCUAGUUUUUGGUUGUAAAAUAGGUCAAUUGGAAAGAAACUUUGUAAACUUCUGCCAGACAAUAGUUUUAUAGCGUAUAUUGUUACAGAAAUUCUCUAAAUUGAGUCACCAAUUCUUGCUCAAAAAUGAAUUAUGGGUUUGUAUCGAGUGUUUUGUAGCCCUAAAUGCUAAGCAUUUUCAAAUGUUGGCUAUUUCAGGGGAUGAGUAACGUUACAUGCUGCAAGGGAAGCAGACUUUGACAGAAAUAAAAGAAUCACGAAAAUAUGAAAAUGACUCUGCUCAUCACAAAUGGUAGAAGUUUAAAAGGUUUAUUUGUAAAUUGAGACUCCAAUUUUCCAAGAGAGGAACUUGCUCCACAGUCUUCUACUGAAGUGAAACUCCUCACAACCACUGCUGUCCUUUUCUUCUCUCUAAAAGGCCCAGACGCUCCGUCACGACCAAAACACACCAACACAAACCGUCGUCGCUACCAAUGAGCGUUUUAAUGAUUGUAAUUGAACUGCUGGUGCAUGUGUUUUUCGAAUGUAACCCCCUCGAUCAUGUUGUAAAUGUGAUUCUGAAUUGACCACUCCUUCAAAAGAUGUCUGUGGCAUGAACACGGGUAUGAGCUUACUUUCAUGUUUCAAGCUGUUUUUCAAAGAAUCUGAAGGAUGUCCCGCCACUUGCACUGCGGCCCUCGAAUCAACCAAAUUUGACAUUUCUCUUUGAGUUACUCACCACCAAAUUGUGUCUUAACAGUGACGGUGACUCUUGCACAAGAUCCCUGUCAGAUCCCCAAGUGUAUUUUGGGUACAUUUAGAAGAAAAAUGAUGCACUACGAGAAUAAAAAGUCGUCUGUUAUGGACGUCAGGUCAAAGAAUAACCCUGAAUGUUCUUCUCUUUGGUUAAUCAGGCGUCCAAGGUGACUAUUUAUACUGACAACAUGCUGCUGGUUCCCUGCUAAUGUUUGUUACAAUUCCUGACUAUUGUUCCUGGAAUCUUAAUAAACCAAUGUACCACCAAGAUGGAGUCAGUGUUUU